Molecule: messenger RNA, 9414 nt
Organism: Scedosporium apiospermum
Lineage: Eukaryota; Fungi; Ascomycota; Sordariomycetes; Microascales; Microascaceae
Exons: 3
Coding region: 1-9414 (3137 amino acids)
Source: RefSeq, a predicted model, not a curated record
AUGGCCUCCUGUUCCGAGCCGUCCCGCAAGUGGAUGUACUUGAUCAACCACGUCUUUCUACCUCCCAAACUUCCCCAAGAAGACGACACGAGCGGGCCUUUCGAAGAGAACCUCAUCCGCGAAGUUCUUGCGGCCUUGAAUGACUUCAGAGGUACCCUCACCGACGCUCCGGCCGACCACGUCGCCGCCCUCAACGCCGUCGCAGACGCCAUCACGAAUCUCCGAGGCGUACACAACUUUUCCAUUCCGGGAGAAGACAUCACCGUCAAUGGCGAAGCGCUGCAGAGAGAACUGAGUCUCCUCUGCAAAGCAGAUGCCAUGCACACGAUUCCUCUCAAGGUCGCUGUCCAAAAUGCAGGUCUCCUCGUCUACCGCCGCGCCGACAUCGCCUACUUCGAAUCCUUCGAACUCUCUGCCCAAGCCCACUCAGUGACGGGUACUCUCGGUCGUCUUGUCUGCGCCUUCCCCGGAGUCGCCAUCGCCAUCCCCGUCGAUAAGCUCCAGCCGAGCUUCAUCGCCACUUUGUCGCAGACAGUCGAUCGAAUGAGCGGCCAGGUAGCUCCCGGUACACAACCGACGAGCUACAAGGGAGGACGAUCGCACGAUGAGUUCCGCGAUACGGCCCACCCGAAAAUGGUCACCGAGCUCUUGACGGCCUUCGCGCUCCCACUCGGCCACCCCGCCAAGGUGACCGGCAUCACGAAACAUGUCCGCGACGAAGUGCUGUGGGAUAGUUGCAAGUCACCCUGGCGCAGGUCUCCCAUGUGGACGCUUAUCCGCGUGUCCAUCCAGCUCGUCCUCCUGCGUUCUGGGCUGGACGCCCUGGAAGCCUCCGUCGUUUACAAGCAUUUCAUGGUUUACUUCAUGGCUCACGCUCUUAGAAAGACCGCCCUGCUACUGAAGAACGACCUGAGCUGCCUCGAAUGGUGCGACCUCGUUUACGUCAUGAAAGCCAAAAUCUCCCGUCGCCUACUGAAGAUCGAGAAAAUCCGCUAUCGCUCGACCGAACAAAAAGUACAAAAGGAAAUGAUCUUCGCCGACAAGCUCCUCCGAGGUACCUGGGAUGCCGUCCAAAAGUCCAGGGCUGACAAGUCCCGAGUGGAUGUCGCGUCCCUCCGACACCUCGACUUCAAGAAGGACACCUUUGCGAGCCUCCCGCAGCUGGACGACUUCAUCGACAGCAUCUCGAACCGAGAGUCGCAGACAGUGAGCGCCGUCUUUAACCCAGUCUGUCCUCUCCCGGAGAUAAACCAAUUUACCCAUUGGCACGAGCCCGUGUCUGAUGGUGCCACCUUUCAGGCUGCCUGGCUGGACAAUUUGCUCGGGUCGCGUCUUUCCGAAUGGCUUGAACCGAAGCUGAGACGCGAGGCGCUGGAUUACACUGAGACCUUCAAGGCCCUCUGGAGAGUCAUGAGCGGGUACAAAACCAUGGUUUCCUCCAGAGCCUCAGACAAUCCUGAGGCAAUGUCCAUGAUGAUCCUGGGUGUGCUCGAGCUCUGGGCAGCCUGCGAUAAACUUGCGUGUCACACGUGCCCGCUCUUGUCAGAGUACGAUCCAGUCAUUGACGCGGAAUAUCUCCAAGGCUUGCUUCUCUCCACCAAGCAGCAGAUGGAAAGACUCGCGGCUGUCGAAAAGUACAUCACCUCGCGCAAGGAGAGAGGAAAACUGAGCGGCAUCCUGACGUCGUUUGGCAAGCCGCAGACGUUUGCUGUGAGAUAUUUCAAGAAAUCCCCGACCCACAAAAGCCUGUGUGAGUGCAUCGAAGCGGCGGCCAGAAGAGAGAGAGAGGACAGGGCGCGAGAGUUCCAGCGCACCAAGCAACAGUACAAUACUCUCAUCAACCAGUACAAUUCAGCAGAUUGCGAUGUCGAAUGCGACAAAGAUGGCGAUCAACAGCGUCCCCGCAACUGCAGGAGAUGCAAGACAAGGAACAGAGCGAAAGGCUUGUCGAUCUUGAUUCACGAGUGGCCGUUGCCCGAGCUCGAGACUGAGAAGAUGAAUGUCGUCUUCGAGUUGGACGUCCCCGCCUGGUUCUCCGUCUGGCGCCAGGCUACCAGCUUUGUCCUCUUCGAUAUCUUUCAGAAAGCGUACGAGCAUGAAAGCCGCCGCGAGGCGCACUCGAAAUUUGCCCUCAGUGCCGACAUCCAUUUGCGUUCUUACUAUCGCGACAUCGGGGGUGCUUUCACUCCGCGCAUCGGCCUGUUGUCCGGAAUCAAGGCCCAUUCAAAGUCUCAUUAUAAACCGAAGCCCAUCUCCACCGUCAGCAGACCGGAUGAGCUCUACUAUACCAACGGUUUGCGCUACCAGUAUUACGACGAGUCCAGAGAAUGUUUCGUUGGCACGUUGUCGCGCACAAAGGGAAUAGAUGUGUUCACGAACGCCAUCACCUAUGCUCUUCCCAGGGAGUUAGCCUCAAUGCAACAGUUUCUUUACCGACCCUGUACUUCCCCCGACGGCCCCUCGCCCAACUUGGUUAUCGCCACGCAAUCCGAUUGCCCUGACCAUCUGUCCCUCACAGAAUACAAGGCACUGUGUACCAUUCCCCACGGUCACAGGAUCCAGUGGCAAAACAUCCUGCUGCAAGUCACGGCCCCCAACGUCGACUUUAAGCGAGUCGAGACGACCUUGACCGUACUGCAGUGCAUUUACCAGGCCGGACCGCGUCAGGGCGGCUUGUGGCACCGCGCGGCGCACGAGGUUCCGGCGAUGGCGGAGUCGUUCGGCGAGCGGAUGAUGGAGGGCUUGCGGGCUGCGACGAACAGGAUCCGAGACAAUUGGCAGUGCGUCAACGCGCUGGCCACGUAUAUUGCCGUGGCACGGCGGAUUCUGUCGCUGACGGACUCCGAACUCAUCAGGCGAGACGUGCUCAAAUAUCUUUCGGAAGCCCGGAGUGUUGGGCUAGGCUGGAUCAAGUCGCUCAAAACUCGUGCCGACGAUACGACGGACGAUGGAGAGAAGACACAACUCCGAGGGAGGAUCGCGUACGCAGCGUUGGUGUGCGUUGACACGUGCAAUGUCGAAGGUGAUGUUCUUCGCAUUAUUCUAGAAUCCAAUGCCGAUACUGCUGCCGUUGACUUCAUCGAAUGUUGCAUCACAAUCAACGAGUGUUAUGCCCCCGGCUCCUCUUCUGGCCAGAGCGCCUUGUCAUCGAUCCUUUACUGGAGAUGGCAGAUUCUUUGCACUCGAGCGUGUCCAAUCCUAGCCAACCUCAUUGUGGAUUAUGGUAACGAUGGCCUGAGCAUCGCAGUGAAGCGCUCCUGGGUCUCGUACAACGCAUCGCCAGGAGGCUGGAACAGAUGCUCAAUACCUGGGUGCUCCCAUUCUGGAAUGUCGUGGCUUACGACCAAGAGUAUAUCUCCGAGUGGCCGCAAACCUCUUGAUGUCCACUAUUGUGUCGUAACCGGCGAACUCCGCGUCAACGGUGUUCCAUUGAACCGCCUCCCCGCCGAGUACGAGAGGAACCCAACGUACAAGAGGUUGUUUGGGAAUUGCGUGCUGGAGGUGAUGCCCGCCGACGUACCAGGGAUGAUUUUCUCUGGCAAGAAACUUUUCGCGGGGCACGAGGUUCAUUUCGGUCGUGUAGAAGACGCCGCAAAGGGUCAAGAAUUGCUGGUGAGAGCCGUACGCGACGGCAGGGACCGGGACUUGGUGCAUCUCGAGCUUCUGCAAGGCUUGCCUGAAGCGUUCACGAGGGACUAUGUUCACUGGUACGACGUCGGCUCUAACACGGUCGAGUUCUGCCCUCUGAGCAGUCCGUGGAGGUCUUCGGAGAAUAACUGGAAGCUCAGCUAUGCGGAGGACGAUGUGUGGCAGCUUACUCAGGGAGAAGACAGGGUCUUGGUCGCGCCGAAGCUUCUCCAUCCUGAAAGUCAGACUGCAAGCCGCCUUGCACGGGUAUUUUCACCCCUUGUUAAGCCGGGCAGACUUCAUUUGAUUUACCGUCCAUCGCUCUCGGUCCUAGAUAUCGAGAUACCGACGCUGAAACUGGCAUUCCACCUGCACAAGGGCCGGUCAGAGAUCACGUCUCACCAGUUCCGCGGAAUGACUGUCGAUCGCGAGCAGGAAAUCGGAACCCUUUUCGGUCUUGACAACAAGCUCGUCCUGAAAGCAAGUUCGGACGACACAUACCGAAAAGUGAUCAUCCUCGAAGGGCCAGUGCGUUGCUUCCAGUCGGAUCCCCACAUGCGAGUCCACUUCAACACAGAUGAUGCUGUCCGAGUCCACGCCUACGACGUUGACACUCGACUUGGCAGACUCGUUGACAACGGAAGUCUCGAGAGUAAGCUUCUCAUUUGUCACCUUCAUGCCCUCACGUCGUUCUGCCUACCCGAUCCCCUGACGCAACGAACCGGUACCGAGCUGGCCCUGGACAUUCUCAAUUCCGCGGCCGUGAAAUCGUUCGCCGUCUUGACUCCGGAGAACACAGAAGCCCUUUCUCGGAUCGCGAGACUUACGCCCUGGAGAACUUAUUAUCCCAAAGAAAAAACGGUGAUGCAAACCGUGGGGUGGUCAUCCAGUCUCGGAUUCCUUUCGCAGCACCACUCGUUCCUAGAAGCCGUGACCUCCCUCUUCAGCGCGGCGGCGGACAGAGCCUUCUUUUACGAAGACCAGUACCAGGAGCCCCCCGAAUUCGAACGGCAUAACCGUGAUCUUAUUCUCCGUGACUCCAUCCGAGCCUCUACAUUCAGAGUUGCCGAAUACGGUGCCGAGGCGCAUACCACGGAGCAUGACCGCGUCUACUAUUCCAGGGAUGUAGGCCAGACCUCCGACGAGAUUAAACGGGCGUUUACCAUGGCCGACUACAUCUACCACCGUCGAACGGAGCUCCCGUAUGACCUACCUCUCGACGUCGUCAGCAGCGUUUGGAACUUUUUGUCGAGAGCUAGUAAGGUAUAUGGUCUCGGAUACCGUCUGGACCUCGAGACAGGUGGUGAUAAACCCGAGUACGAUGCAAGCUGGCUACUGGAGGGCACCGAUCCAAAAAUCGUUAGUCGUAGUUUCAUUCUCUACCAUGAAGCAAUCAGCCUCGGCGCGUCGUCAGACAUUGGCCGCUUCGACUUAAUGAUGUGGCUCUCGACCAUGGCAUUCUCGCGAGAGGCCAACAUGACCGUCAUCCAAGUCCUGGCCGCAAUGGCCAACGUCUCGAAAAUGGCCUCCGUGAAUCCGCCCACGGCUGAUCAAUUCCAACCAUCGUGCGGAACCCGCUUUGGCCGGGACGCACUCUUGUCAAGACUCCGGGCCGAUGAAUUUUAUCACUACUGGUCCGACUGCCCGGAGUACAUCCAGUCGAGGAACUUGACUCAGAUCCAGCGAAAUGAGGCUCGCGAGCGGUAUGCCGCCACCCGCAGCAGGGCUAUGAAGAAUCUGGUCGAACGCGCCGAGGAGCAAUGGCCUUGCAAAGCGCCGGAUCUUGCCUUCCAUCGGAGCAGCGGGGAGUGGGCAACGUAUGUGAAGUCGUCCGUGGCCGUUCCAGUCAUACAGGAGCAUACGAAGAUCCGAUACAACAAUAUUUUGUUGUGGGAUUAUCUCGUGGAAUUGGUUGAUCAGCUACCUUCGGUUUCCCCUCCGAAAGAAAACCCGCUAUCUGACGCCAAGGGCUCGGUGUUGGCAUCGGAGAUUCUCCCCAUUCAGGGCCACAGGCAGCGGUACGUCAGUAAGGCUGAUGUCUUUCUCUGUCCGCCACCCGACCUGGAGAAGCUUGUCACUCCAAAGAUUGAUCUCGUUUGUCCACCUCCGCCUCCCCCGGCCUUGAUUCUGUCAUCGAAAGCUGGGCAGCAGUCUGAUUUGCUUCGAGAUAUGAUCGAGAAGCUCGGCCUUAUGGCCAGCGCCGCCUUCGAGAAGGACUACAUCCGGAGUCUCCGCCAGAGUGCCGAGUCCCUUGCACUGGGAGCACACGGCAACUUGGUCCUCCAGCAGAGAGCGCCGGAGCUGCUGAACAUUUACCAUACGCAUUUUAAGCACCGGGCCGAGGGGAUUUACUCGGCCAUUGUCGGCGCGCUCUACAAACACAUGGCAACCUUCUUGCCCUUCACUUCUUCUUCUCCUUCCGGCGAAGUCCGUGUUGGCGACGCCGAUGGAUGCUUCGCCACACACUGGCCAAGACUUUCGCCGUCGUUCCUGCUCCAGUGCAUCGGAAGAAAUAAAUGGAAGCGACUCCCACCCGGCUGGAAAGAAUGCAUCGUCAAGUACGCUGUCUCUCUUGCCGACGUGCAACGUGCCGAACGCAUGCUCGCGGCAGAUCAUCGAGGCGACCUAGGCGCCAUGUCCAGGGAGCUCCAGAAUGUCGGCCACAAGAACUGGAACCCGCUGGAUUACCCGGACUCUCUCCUCUUGGAGGUGGAGAGCUCCAUCACGAUCCGAGACGUUCAGGAGGAGAUUGCCGCGCAGAUGAGGACGCCCCCAGAGUCUGAGAAUGCUGUGAUGCAGUUGAACAUGGGCGAGGGCAAGUCUUCGGUCAUCGUGCCCAUCGUGGCAGCUGCUCUUGCCGACGGGGAGAAACUCGUGCGGGUUCUCGUUGCCAAGCCCCAGUCGAAACAGAUGCUGCAAAUGCUGACGUCGAAGAUGGGAGGCCUGCUCGACCGCGUCGUGUUCCAAAUGCCGUUUUCUCGCGCGCUCAAGGUGGGAAGGGCGGAGGCGCAGGCGAUCCAGCGCAUGCUGGAGCAGUGCCGAGAUAUGGGAGGUGUGUUGCUCGUGCAGCCGGAACAUAUCUUGUCCUUCCAGCAGAUGGGGACGGAGUAUCCCAUGAUUCCGGAGAACUUGGCGGUCGGGCGGAUGUUGAAUGAGACGCGGCACUUUCUGUUUAACAAUGCGCGAGACAUUGUUGAUGAGAGCGAUGAGAAUUUUAGCGUCAAGUUCGAACUGGUCUACACUAUUGGCAAUCAACAACCCGUUGACCACAGCCCGUACAGAUGGCAGAUCAUCCAGGAGGUGCUCGACAUUAUCCGCGAUAUUGCACCAAAGGUUCAAGAGCAGUUCCCAGACUCGAUUGAGAUUCACGACGCGUCUGCGCACCCGGGAAGUUUCCCGAGGACCAGGAUCCUAAAGAGGGAAGCGACGCAAAAAUUGGUCGACAAGCUCGCCGAUCGCAUCUGCGACAAUGGCCUGACGGGAUUCCCCAUCUCCAGGCAACCACCGGCAGUUCGCGAGGCGGUACGGACCUACAUCACCAAGCCCGAGCUCACCGAGGACGAAAUCAACCUAGUCCAGCGAGAAGGACCAUCGGGGUUCUGGACGGAUGCCAUCAGGCCAACCUUGGUCCUUCUUCGCGGACUGAUGGCUUGCCACGUGCUGAAAUUCGCCCUGACACAGAAGAGGUGGAGGGUCAAUUACGGCCUCGCCCCAAACAGAAAGCCGCCAACGCGCCUCGCAGUGCCCUACCUCGCCAAGGACCAGCCCAGCGCCCGCUCAGAGUUUAGCCAUCCGGACGUCAUUAUCAUUCUCUCCUGUUUGACGUACUACUACUCUGGGCUGUCCGAUGACGAUUUAUUCCUGGCGUUUGAGACUCUGUUGAAGUCAGACCAGGCGGAGGUGGAGUACGACUUGUGGGUGCGGGACAAUACGAAAAUGCCGGACAAGUUCAAGACCCUCGGGGGCAUCAACAUCGAGGACAAGCACCAGUGCAUACACGACGUGUUUCCCCAACUCCGGUUCUCAAAGGGCGUCGUCGAUUAUUUCCUGAGCCACAUUGUCUAUCCUAAGGAGAUGAAGGAAUUUCCUUCCAAGCUGUCCGCAUCUGGAUGGGAUCUCGGCGAGAAGAAGGUGCACCCGACGACUGGGUUCAGCGGCACCAACGACUCGCGAAGGCUUUUGCCCCUGGGUAUGGAGCAGCUCGAUUUGGAGCAGCAGAAGCACACUAAUGCGCUGGUCAUGAGUUACUUGCUCCAGCCCGAGACGGCUGUGACGGAUAUUCCUCCUAGGUCGUCGAAGCUGUCCAGCGACGCGGAUGUCCUCUUGGAUCUCGUUGUCGGACUUAAUCCUUCCGUCCGGGUCAUCCUGGACGUCGGAGCCCAAGUUUUGGAACUGAGUAACUUGGAGGUAGCAGAGCAAUGGCUGCAGAGGCUUGAGGACGACCAUACGCAGGCCGUUGUAUUCUUCGACAACAACGACGAGUUGAGCGUCCUGGAUCGCAGAUGUAUGAGGAUGAGGAAAUUGGGCCACGGACAAUCGGUAGUAUUCUGCGUCCCCCGAGAGAUUCGCACCAAAAUUAAUGAGCUGUUCCCCGACCGAAGCCACGGCAGCGAUAUCACGGUAUCUGACAUUCUGCUUUGGUCGAUUCGAGAGACUUGGAGUAGUCUCCAACGCGGAGUUCAAUUAUGGGCCAAGCAAGGAUGGCGCCACCGGAAACACCAACUCCUCUGGGCAAAAUUCACCCAAGGAAAGCACGCCUUGGAGCCCGACCAGGCAAAGGAGUUCCUCGAGGAUGAAGCGCAGACGAUCCUGCAACGAUACGGCCCGGGCGCCGAGCAAGACGAGUCGGGCAACCCAGGAUCCACCCUUAACGGCGAGUCUGACUCAAUCGUGGACAGGCUUCGGGACUUUGGGGCGGGAAAGCUCGACGGGGCAGCGCUUAGCGAGGAGCAGGAGAGAGAACUCCAGCCUGAGAGCGAAAAGGAACGCGAGCAGGAACGUCCGCCGGCGACGGUACCGGCAGCACACAAGAUGCACCCGGACGUCGUCCGUUUCGUGGAGAAUGGAACCAUUACGACUUCUCAGGGUUACAAACCGGCUUUUUCGUCCCUGCGGCUGACGAACGCUGGGAAAGGAUUUCCGCUUUCCAGCUUUGAAAGGAAGGAUGCUGAAUUUAGUCUGCUGGUCUCUGAGGAUUUCACUCAGACGGUCAAGAUUCCGGUCGGCAGCGGCGCGGCUCUUGAUUCAUUCUUGAGAUCUGUGCAGUGGGUUCUUGUCAGCCAACAGCAUGAGGGGAAGACGGUGAUGAUGAUCAUCAGCCCGUUCGAGGCCAACUCGCUAUUUCCAACGGUUUCCGUCUCUCAUACCACGAGCCUGCACAUCUACAGUCCCCGGGUCAACCCGGCGUUCCCCUCCCUCGACGACCUCCAGCUCUUCAUCUCCCCGCCGCAUCUCAACCACAAAAUGGCGUUUCCCCUACCCCUGACUGUCAGCCUAAACCUCUUCUCGGGACAGCUUUAUUUUAGCGAUUUCGAAAUGUACAUCGCCGCCUGCAGGUUCCUCGGGCUCUCAUGGGAAAAAGCCAAGGACGGCGAGGUCGUGGACUCGGACGGGUUCAUCCUGCGGGAUGUCGAGGGACGCGUUGGAGGGGAAUCUGGGUUUUCGAGGAGUCCGGUUAGGUUUAUGCGGGAUUUGAUGACGAUUAGACGGGAUUGCCAGGCGAUUGAGAGGACGCAUGUUGGGGAUAUGUUGGACAAUCGGCCGUUGUCUAAGGGUAGUUUCGAGUGA